Daldinia childiae is the source of this 2793-nucleotide messenger RNA. RefSeq names its product Cutinase transcription factor 1 beta. The coding region runs from base 1 to 2793 and encodes 930 amino acids. The transcript is spliced from 7 exons. The record is from RefSeq and is a predicted model, not a curated record. Lineage: Eukaryota; Fungi; Ascomycota; Sordariomycetes; Xylariales; Hypoxylaceae. Gene Ontology annotation, molecular function: DNA binding; DNA-binding transcription factor activity, RNA polymerase II-specific; zinc ion binding. Gene Ontology annotation, biological process: DNA-templated transcription; regulation of DNA-templated transcription.
AUGUCUUCUACCACCGUCGAGACAGUCGAGCCCAAACCGAAGGCAGCGGCGAAAAUGCGAAAGCGAGCACCUAAAGCGUGUUUGUCAUGUAGAAGUCGUAAAGUUAGAUGUGAUGUUUCACAGCGCGGGCGACCGUGCAUGAACUGUUAUCUCGACAACGAAACUUGCGUCGUGACUGGACGAGCGUCGAGAUUUAGAAGAGGCCAGAGAGGUGAAAAUGACAAUUCCCAAUCGUCAUUUCCCCCUUACCCGGCGGAGGAGUGUGCACAUGGCCGGACUUCAGAAGAUGUAGUAAAUUCGCGAGCCAAUGGACAGUUACCGUCACUCGGAGCAGAUGGAGAGAACAUUGCUCCGCCACAAGAUGCGUCCAGUUCGAUAAACCGUACUGAAAACCAGACAACACCGGACGUUGAAGCAGAAGGAUGGCUUGGGUCGGAAGCACCGCAACAAGCGACGCAAAGUGGAUUAAAUGAGCAACAUAGCAACAAAAUACCAAGUCCCGUCCCUCUGAUCCAAGAAGCCACGGCUUUGCCGUUAAACACCUUCAACUCUUUCAUCUCUCCGGAUAUACCCCUUUGGGUUGGCGAUCAGCGCAUCGCAGUCAACGCUGAUAUCACAUAUUCCUAUUAUCCGUUUAUAAGCAUAGGAAAUAUUCAUAAUAUCAUGCCUCAAGAUGUCAACUACUUAGAGUCGCAAGGUUGUCUUCGAGUCCCGACAAGAGCGAUUCUGGACGAGUUCGUCCAACAGUACUUCUUACAUAUCCAUCCUAUAAUGCCGAUCCUCAACGAAGGGGACUUUUGGGACAUGUAUUGUAAUCAAACUUCCCCGGAGUCAGGCGACAAGAUUGCCCUCGUCUUUUUUCAAGCGCUCUUAUUCGCAUCGUGUAAUUUUGUCUCAAAAAGUAGUAUCAAAGCUCUUGGAUUUCCCAGUAUCCGCACCGCAAGAGCUACUUUCUAUCGGCGUACAAAGCUCUUAUUUGACUUCGACACCGAAACAUCAUUGGUUGAUCUGGCACAAACCGCUCUGCUUCUCUCCUUCUGGGCUACGAAUUGGUCCCUCGCUUCCAAGAAGCUGAAUAGCACGUGGCUUGGCAUCGCUAUACAGAACGCGAAGAGUUCCGACGCUCACUUAUACGCAGUUAAGCCGAAUGUCUCUGCUUUAACCGAUCCAGUGCAGCAUAAGAAGCAGAACAUAUUAAAACGUCUAUGGUGGUGUUGCAUUAUCCGCGAUCGCAUAUUAGCUCUCGGUGUACGGAGGAGCCUACAAAUAUCCCGGGCGCAUUUCGAUAUCGAUGGUAAUACCGGUCUUGGAUAUAUCGACUUUGCCGACGAGGUUGACCGGUCUAAGGUAUACAACCCGGAAACUAAGAGGUGCCUCGUCGAGAUAUUUGUCCAGCUUGGAGAACUCUGUUCGGUCUUGACCGAUCUCGUAACUUUAGUGUUCCCUCUUGACGACGUACCUGGAUGGGAUAGGGAAUUGGGCGCAGAAGGGGCUAUCAAAUUGAAAGAGUGUAAGGCUGCGUUAAGACGAUGGUAUAAAGGUGCAACGCUCCGGUUUCCAAUGUUCGGUGGCGGGACUACACCAAGGAUGACGACUGCGAAUAAUAAGCAUUACCAACAUGAUUCCGUGAUCCUAUACACCAAUCUGAUGUACAUGCACUACCAUUCUGCCAGGGCAGCUCUUUGCCACCACGAAGUUCUACAGUUGGCUGUAGCUUGCACUUCGCCCAACCUUAGUAACAACCUCCGGGAAUUUUCGAAUAUUUACGAGAAUAGGCACGAACUUCAAGAUGCAGCAUGUAGUGUGACGGAAUGCUUAAAAGAACUUAUUCAAUUACGUCUUGCCCGUUGGCUACCAAUUAGCGCUGUUGCAUGUACCGCAUUGCCUCUAGUUCUUCAUAUUAUCGACGUCAAGCUAUCUUCACAGAAUAGGAAUAAGACCGGAAUAGCAGAUUCAGAUCCGCAGAUGGCAGCUAAGCAACAUCGUCUUAACAUUCUCAUCGAAGCGAUGAAGACAUAUCAACCUCAAUACGACGGCGUAGACUAUAUCAGUGAAACAAUCCGGCAUAUUAUCAACUUAGCUCAACUAGAUGCUCCUGCUAGUACCGGAUGGUGUUUCUCAGGGCUCUCCACAGAUGGCAAGCAACCGGCACCAGCGGAUUGGACUGAUAUACUCGCUUCUCAACCAGGAUACUAUCUACGAUUAGCCAUGACAAUGGAUUUAUGUUUUAGCAAGGGCCGACUAGCGGAAGAGUCGGACUUCCCAGAAAAUUUACGAGGGCUAUUUUCAGCUGAUUUUAGCUCAAUCAGGGCCCUCAUCGCAAGUGGGAGGUCAGUGUCUGGGGCAACGUCAGCGGCGCAGAACCAAGGGACGAAUUACUUCGCGCCGAACUCGACCAUAAACAUAACGCCGGGUACAGUACACUCGCUCUCGUCGGAUGAGGAGUCUAAUUCGCCUAAUUCCUUCGAUGGCAAUGGUAACAACACCUCCGAAACACAUUUCGACGGACACCCUGCUGCAUUAAACCCCGCCGACAUCGAUAUGUCCGGAGUGUUCGGCAACACGCUGAACAUAGACCACCUCGCUAGCGAAGUCCUUGCCGCGUACGGGCUAAACGCAGAAACGGGCGGUGGUAUAGGAGAAGACGAUUGGAUCGAGAGGGCGUGGAGCGAUGAGGAGAUGAAAGACGCAGGCGCUGCGUCGCAAGGCCAAGAUCAUGGUGGUGCGGAUAAGGAAACGGCCAGGGUUCUACUUGAUGCUUUACGAGAUGAUAGCAUAACAUGCGCUGUAUGA